ACAAGCAGCGACCGUCCUUGCUCAACAACGUGGCGGGAGCCAAAAUGAAUCCGUAAAUUAAACCAGAGUUUUCGUGCUGUGGGCCGAUAAAUGAAAUAAAUCUUUACACGUUGUAUUUUAAUAUGAGCAGGUUUCGUUUAGUAAUGCUACAAAGCAAAAUAGCCGGACUGGAGAUGAUAGAUACGGCAAAACCAACGAGGAAGAGGUCACGCACAGCUGCGAAAGAGGAAACCACGAAUGCCUCCUCACCAUCAACAUACCACACUUUCCAUGAUCCCGCUGAUGUUGUGCUGCUGCGCUCUCAGCUCCUCAACUGGUACGACAAGGAGAAGAGAGAGCUGCCAUGGAGGACUCUGGCUGUGACAGAGUCAGACAGCAACAUCAGGACGUAUGCAGUGUGGGUUUCCGAAAUCAUGCUGCAACAGACUCAAGUUGCCACUGUGAUAGACUAUUACAUCAAAUGGAUAAAGCGCUGGCCCACUGUGCAGGAUCUGGCAGCUGCUACUCUAGAGGAAGUGAACCAGAUGUGGGCGGGUCUUGGCUACUACUCCAGAGGAAGAAGACUGCAUGAAGGAGCUCAAAAGGUGGUGUCAGAGCUCAUGGGGCAGAUGCCUCGCACGGUGGACAGCCUGCUGAAACAGCUGCCUGGAGUGGGACGCUACACUGCUGCAGCUGUAGGCUCUAUAGCACUGGGCCAGGUUACUGGAGCCGUGGAUGGCAAUGUGAUUCGGGUGCUGUGUCGCCUGAGAGCCAUCGGAGCUGACAGCACAGGUCCUGCAGUAACCGAGGCCCUUUGGAGUAUAGCCAAUACACUGGUGGACCCUGAGAGACCCGGGGACUUUAACCAGGCCAUGAUGGAGCUGGGAGCACGAGUCUGCACUCCCAAAGGAGCUCUCUGCAGCCAGUGUCCCGUGCACUCUCACUGCCACUCUUUCCGCAAGGUUAACUUCAAACAAGAGAAAAAUUCCAGGAAGCUCUUGGGAAAGCUGGACAAAAAGCCGUCCACCCUGCCUGAUAUAGAAGACUGUAUAAACAGUGGGACUUGUCAGCUGUGUCCCUCGGAGCCCUGGGACGAUGAGUUAGGUGUUCAGAACUUCCCCAGAAAGCCGGCAAAGAAGCCUCCUCGCGUGGAGAGAACUCUGACCUGUGUGGUGCUCAGACCUGGAGAGCAGGGAGAGGACGAGUACUUGCUCACACAGAGGCCUAAUAAAGGUUUGCUGGCAGGCUUGUGGGAGUUUCCAAAUCGUCUGCUGGAUGAGAAGAGCUCUGAGAUAAAACUGAAGAAGUCGCUGUGUGCUCAGAUCAGCGGGAUACUGGGAACCCAUCUGACUGAGAGCCUCUUCCAGUAUGUGGGAGAGGUGGUUCACAUCUUCUCCCACAUUCACCAGACAUAUGUGGUUUACAGUGUGUGUUUGAAGAACACUGACACACAAACACAGAUUGAAAAUGCACAGUGGCUCACCAGGUCCGCUCUACAGGAAGCUGCUGUUUCCACAGGACUGAAAAAGAUUGUGAAGCUUUGCGACUCUGUGGACAGUCAAAAAGAACAAACUUCUAAGGAUGGGAAAAGGCAGAAGCUGGCCAACACAAAGACUGACAAGAAUCCACAAACCUCAAAAAAAACAAAACAGAGUGCUGCUAAAAGCAGCAGCAGACAGCUCUCCCUUAGCUCCUUCUUCAGCACAGUUAAACAGGAAUCUUGAUGUGUGUGUGUGUGUGUGUGUGUGUGUGUGUGUGUGUGUGUGUGUGUGUGUGUGUGUGUGUGUGUGUGUGUGUGUGUG
Molecule: messenger RNA, 1781 nt
Organism: Etheostoma cragini (Arkansas darter)
Lineage: Eukaryota; Metazoa; Chordata; Actinopteri; Perciformes; Percidae
Gene: mutyh
Product: mutY DNA glycosylase
Exons: 15
Coding region: 123-1703 (526 amino acids)
Biological process (GO): mismatch repair; base-excision repair
Cellular component (GO): nucleus
Molecular function (GO): 8-oxo-7,8-dihydroguanine DNA N-glycosylase activity; oxidized purine DNA binding; adenine/guanine mispair binding
Source: RefSeq, a predicted model, not a curated record